Messenger RNA from Elgaria multicarinata webbii, 1634 nucleotides. It is a transcript of the gene TTI2, whose product is annotated as TELO2 interacting protein 2. The record is from RefSeq and is a predicted model, not a curated record. The transcript is spliced from 7 exons. Gene Ontology annotation, cellular component: cytosol; nucleus; TTT Hsp90 cochaperone complex. Bases 81 to 1610 code for a protein of 509 amino acids. NCBI's taxonomy places the organism in Eukaryota, Metazoa, Chordata, Lepidosauria, Squamata, Anguidae.
AUCAGUCGUGGGGUGAAUAUUCAAGGGGGGUGGGGAGAGAGGGGUGCACCUGCAGAGCAAGACUGAGCCCCUCCAGGAGUAUGGAGCUCCAUCCCCUGCUGGGUUCCUUGCAGCUGACAGUCCCAGAGGGCCAGGGGUGUUUUGACUGCCCCCCUGUAGAUCAGGUUCUCCCCCAGUUCCUGCGGCUUUUUGCAUGUGGAGGGCCUCAGGGGACAGGCAGCAACGCCGAAGCAGGGAUGACCAGAGACCUCUUGGCCAUCUUGGAGGCUGUGGGCUGCCAGUGGCUCUUCGGGGGCGGCUGCCAGAACGCUGCCCCCAAGCUGCUCCGUGAUCUGGCGGUUGCUCUGUGCCACUACGCAGCGCCACUCCAGCAGGAGCCAGAGGAAGGAGACGCCGGCUCCCCCUACGCAGCAGUCGCCGACAGAGCAGAAGAUGCCGGCCUGGUGUUGUGCAAUGUCGUGGCCAAAGUGGAAGCGGCAAAAGGCCUGGGCUCUGCGGCGGUUGGCUCAGCCCUGCGGCAGUUGGCGGGGCCUGCGUUCGUCUUUGCUGUGACUCACGUGGCAGACACGCCCUGGAGCAAAGCGAGGAGUCGGUCUCUGGCUCAGGAGCUGCUGGAUGGUCUGCUUCGAGCCUCCGAUUGCCGGUCGGUACCUGAGUUCCUCAGAGGUGCCCGUGAAGGCGAAGACGGCUGGUUUGCCGCAGUGAUGCAAUGCCUGAAACCAGAGUUAACCAAAGAAACAUGGCAGCGCAACCCAGCGACAAAGCACGUGUUCUCCUCGAUGCUCCUGCAGGUCACGAGGCCCUGGCUCAGCCAGCACUUGGAGAAAGUCUUGCCACCUUCAUUGCUGCUGUCAGAUGACUACCGAGUAGAAAAUAAAAUCCUGGGAGUGCAGUGCCUACACCAUAUCAUUCGCAAUGUGCCGGCAGCUGACCUCUGCCACUUCAACAGGGCUCAGGUUGUGUAUCAUGCGCUCUCCCACCAUCUUUACAGCAAGGAGGCUCAGCUCAUGCAGGUUGUGUUGCCGUGUUUGCUGGACUUGCUGCCAAUCCUGGAGAGAGCCCCACAGCGGCUUGCGGCGCCCUCCGACGAGGUGCUCCGGCUGGUCCUGACGCACAUGGAAACGGAACACCGGCUGUCCUUACGGAGGGUGUACGCCAGGAGCCUGCCUGCCUUUGUGGAGAGGCUCGGCAUCCAGGUAGCCCGUCACCUGAAGAGGCUGCAGCAAGUGAUUGUGGGAUACCUGGAGGUCUCCGAUGGACCCGAGGAAGCUGCUCGACUGGCAACAUUAGAAACGCUGAAGCGCACGAUACAGCACGCCUGGCCCAGAAUGACCUGCCGUCUCACUGUACUCCUCAAGGCUUUGCUGCGAAUGAUGUGGGACGUGGUUACAGACAGCAGCUCAACCCCUGAACCAGUGAAAAACGCAUUGCUCCAGAGAGCCACCGAGUGCCUUCUGUUGCUGGACCACUCCUCCCACGGACAGGUGAAGGUCCUACUGCAAGGAGUCCUCCGCAGCUGUCAAGAUGAGCACCUCAAGGAAUACCUGCAGAAAGUGCAAGAGGAGCCUACAAAAAGUUUAUCUCCCCCGGAGCUCAAGAAAGAAAUUUAAUAAAGAUAAGACUAUUCAAAGGUU